Molecule: messenger RNA, 650 nt
Organism: Medioppia subpectinata
Lineage: Eukaryota; Metazoa; Arthropoda; Arachnida; Sarcoptiformes; Oppiidae
Source: the annotation of a GenBank genome assembly
CUAAAAAUCAAAUGUUUUCUUGCGAUAGAUUUUACUCCAGAUCUAUUAACCAAAUCAAGGAGAAAGAGGGCAAAAGUAAUACAACAAUACAGAUAUCAUACUGGGAUCCGGUGGCUAAUGAGGACAAGUACACACUCGUGAAGGUGACCAACCGGUGCACCACAACCGACGCCAUACAGUCGGCCAUUGAUGAGUUCAAAUGCGACGGACCCGUCGACGACUACCAACUCUGGGUGAAGACAUCACGAGAUGACACACCCUAUCCGCUCAUCGGACACGAGUACCCGUUUGCCAUCAAGAUGAACUUCGUGCGGGAUCUGCUCCACCGAUCCAAUCUGGAUCUCCAGAACUUUAACAACAUCGCCGCCGACAACAAGUGUAUAUUCAUAUUGAGGCGAUCGUAUCCCAAGAACACUACCGGCGCUCUACUCGACAAUAGCGCCAAGAAGUCGAAGAAUAAGAGGCGACCAAUCAAUUGGCGGCCAUUCAAGAAGAUCAGUAUUAAGACCAGCGGUGGUGGAGGUGGCGGUGAUGUCUCCCUCGAUAGUGGUAUAUCUACGAGCGAGCCCUCCACGCCCACCAAACCGGGCAAAUUGUUUGGCCAACACUUGGACCUACUGUGCAAUGGGGAACAGCUGCCAAAGCCUAUU